AUGGCUUGUUUUACUGCAGAGGAAAGAACCCGUUUGCAGGUGGCAUUCAACAAAAUCGACAAAAAUAGAGAUGGUUUCAUAACGGGGAAAGAGUUGAAAGAUUUACUAGCAAGAUUCGGGAAGGAUAUUUCGGAAGCCAGAGCUAACGAAAUUCUGACCAAAUGUGACCCAGACGGUACCGGAAAAAUAACAUUUGAAAAAUUUGUUAACGGUUGUGCCAUUGCUCUUCCAAUCAUCAAAGCAGCCAUUCUACUGGUGGCAGCUUUCCACGUAAUGGACGCUGACGGCAGCGGUUACAUUACGUCCAGUGACCUGAAAAAACUUGCCAGCGACAACAACGUUGAUGUCCCAGCCGGAAAGAUUGAGGAGUUGAUCGCCAAAUGUGAUCAAAACAACGACGGUAAGGUCAGUUUUCAAGAGUUCGUACAUGCCUUGAUCACAUUCAUCAAAGCUAAUGCCUAAGAACGCAAAAUAAAAUUGAGAAAAUGUUUCUGAAGGAUUUUUAUAAAAAUAAAUUUAUUAAUGCUUUUUAUAUUAAAUAUUAUUAAUAAAAACAAACAAAAAAUAUAUAAACAAUUUGUCGUCGUCGUAAUGUUUACCUUUAAAAUGCUUUUGAACAAUCAUUAAUAAAAAGCUUUUUAUUUGGUGUCUUAGUAUUAAUUAAACAAACGAAAUAGAUACCGGUAGACAACGACAGGACAAAAUGUCUUUACCAGACCCCCAGUGUAGAAGUUUCAAUUAACGUGGCUAAAAUCCACGGUGCCAAAACACAGUCACACUCUGAAUCAAUGUACAAAAGUCGUUAUAUAAGACGAAACAGUUUAUUCUAGAUACUUAGACACUGUAAUGCCAUUUUUUUGCGAUCAUUCGCGAUUUUUAUUUCAUAUGUUGUAGACUUUGUGGUGGUUUACGCGAAUGUAAAAGCAUCUACAAAGCAUUUGUAAUUAAAAUAAAUGAAACACUUUUUGAGAAAUUUCGCAACUUUAAAUGAGGUCUUCAAAAGGGUUUACAAUUCACCAAUUUCUGUUUCAUUCAAUUAACAAUUACGUAUCAGAUGUAACUCCACCAGCGUACGUCACGCACGUAAACUCCAUACGUAGGUAUAUAAAACUCUAUACCUUAAUAUCACCAUUGCGUAUUUCGGUACUACGCAAUACUAUCAAUUCAAAUCCACGCAAAACCAUUCAAUUAAAAUAUUAAAUGUCAACAAUAAUACUAAUAACAAUAUACAGAAAUAAACAAAUACACAAAUCUGAACCAAAUAAUCAUAAAAGUCAACAAAAAAUACAACAGUACAAUA
Messenger RNA from Helobdella robusta, 1300 nucleotides. RefSeq lists its product as hypothetical. The transcript is spliced from 5 exons. Bases 1 to 462 code for a protein of 153 amino acids. Lineage: Eukaryota; Metazoa; Annelida; Clitellata; Rhynchobdellida; Glossiphoniidae. Gene Ontology annotation, molecular function: calcium ion binding. The record is from RefSeq and is a predicted model, not a curated record.